Molecule: messenger RNA, 645 nt
Organism: Macrosiphum euphorbiae (potato aphid)
Lineage: Eukaryota; Metazoa; Arthropoda; Insecta; Hemiptera; Aphididae
Source: the annotation of a GenBank genome assembly
AUGCAUAAUAAUCCAAUUACUAAUUUGUUCAUUAAAUCAAAUGGUUCAGUAGUUAUCAAUUUAAAAAAAGAUAAAGGUGGACCUGAUAUUGUGAAGUUGCGCCUUCAAUUAACAUUGAACGAAAUUUUUAACGGAUCAAUAAAAUCAGUUGAGCUGAAAAGAAAACCUAGUACUCUUUGUGAUUCAAUAUCAAAUAAACUGCAAGUUCUGAAAAUAAAUAUACCACGUGGAUUUCCCACAGGAGGAACAUUAAAGUCUGAGGUAUCAAAGCCAGACAUAGGAUACAACAAUGUUAAAACUGUAUACAUAUUUACCACGGAGGAUUUACCCCAUAAAGUUUUUAAACGAGAUAAGAUGAAUUUAAUUAUGGUUCAAAAGGUUUUGUUGAAACAAGUAUUACUUGGUAUAAGAAUUGUUAUUAACACAUUAGACCAUAAAGUAUUAAGAGUAAAUAUCACGGAAGUUAUAACGCAAGAUUAUGUAAAAUUAAUCCACAAUGAAGGUAUGCCUGAUAUGAAUGAUCCAUCACAGCGUGGUGACAUAAUCAUCCUGUUUGACAUAAUUUAUCCACUUUAUUUGCCAAUUACAGAUGACACAUUUUGUGAAUUAUUGAACGACAAAAAUAAAUACCUAAAUAAUAAGUAG